Molecule: messenger RNA, 771 nt
Organism: Coccinella septempunctata (seven-spotted ladybird)
Lineage: Eukaryota; Metazoa; Arthropoda; Insecta; Coleoptera; Coccinellidae
Exons: 2
Coding region: 314-619 (101 amino acids)
Source: RefSeq, a predicted model, not a curated record
UCGAUAACGUUAUCUGUGGUCUGGAUUCCGAAGACUCGGUGCCACCGGAGAAGGUCGUUAUCAUUCUGUGUGCGAUAUCGAAACGGUAAACAGAAAAUGGCACCUCGUACCGAAUUACGAGAUAGACCGUGGGUUUAGCCUGUCUGUUAUUUCGCAGACGACGGACGAGCCGCGUUAUUCAGUUCAAUUGAACCAAGAGUAAAUUGAAGUAAUUUUCCUGUUUUAACUCGACGGACGCGUUUGGCGGUACGUCCAUAAGUGGUUCCGUUGGUUGAGAUGUGCAUCUUCAGAACCGAAAGAUCACGUGGAUUUUAUGCAGAUGGCUAACCCGUCACAAAGACAUCCGGAUCUGACCGAGAAAGGUAAAGUUCGCGUGGACACCGAACUGAAGAACAUGAACCAGAGUCAGGGGCAGAGCUCGGGGGCGGCCAGGAUGGCCCUGCCGGACACGGUCUGCAAGCCCAUACACUGCCACGAAGCCAGACAGAGGCACCAUCCGCCCGAUUUGGCCGGCAGCCCUUGGCACGUCAAGAAAACGAUAUUUUUAGUUGCGCUCAUAGUAUUAUUGGUCAUUUGGGCGAUUGUGUACGGGUUGCUGAAGCGGUACGAUAUCAUUUGACUGUGAUAUUUUGUGUUUCCAUUUGGUUGGAUGGUGGCAGUAUGCUACACACGAUUUUUGUAUAUAGAUACCUUCUGGUUACCGUCAUGUACAAUAUUUUUAUACGUAUAUGGAGCUUUAUUUAAGUUUUAAAUAAAUUAUUGUUAGAGAAA